AUAGGUAAAUGAAUCGGUCUUCUAUGAUUUAACUUUAACCAGGCUUUUACUCGUUGUCUUGAGCUUGAUGGGUCAUUGGAUCUUCCUUUAACUCUGUUGAGUAUUAGAACUGUUUGUUGUCAAGUGGUGAUCUCCCAAACUACUGGAUGGCCUGAAAAGAUGCAAGUCAACUAUGGUUUGCACAGCUGAUGAUCUACUGGGCUGGAAGGAUUUUCCUAAAGGACUCAGGGUUCUUCUACUUGAUGAAGACAGUGACUCAGCUACUGGGAUAAAAUCCAGACUUGAAAAAAUGGACUAUAUUGUUUUCACAUUCUGCAACGAGAAUGAAGCAUUGACAGCAAUUUUAAAUGGAAUUGAGUGCUUCCAUGUUGCCAUAGUUGAGGUACAGGUCAGCACAAGCAAUAGCAAUGGGAGUUUCAGGUUUCUUGAGAGUGCCAAGGACCUACCCACCAUCAUGACAUCAAAUAUCCAUUGCUUAAGUACCAUGAUGAAGUGCAUUGCACUUGGUGCAGCAGAGUUCCUUCAGAAACCACUAUCUGAAGACAAAUUGAAGAACAUUUGGCAGCAUGUGGUUCAUAAGGCCUUCAAUGCAGGGGGAACCGGUGUCUCCAAAUCACUGAAGCCCACCAAAGAUACCAUAAUUUCCAGGCUUCAGCUCCAAGCGGAAACCAUGAACCCAAAGAAUGAAAACUUGUUGGAAGCAGAAGGUGAAGUCCAGCCCCACAAGCAUGAUCAUGACCAGUCAGCAGAUAGUGAUAGGUUCCCAGCACCUUCAACCCCACAAUUAAAACGAGGGGGAAGAUUGUUGGAUGAUGGUGACUGUCAAGACCAACCUAACUGUUCAAUGGAGAAAGAUCCUGGGGAUCAAGAAUCGGAUUUGAAAUCUGUUGACAUUACUUGCAGCAACCUAGCUGAGGAAACUACUAGUAAAGUGGAUCCAGUACCAAUGGCCCAAGUUGCUGGGAUAAAAGAGGAGGAUGACUCACCUGAUGGUUCUCAAAAUGAAAGCAAUAUAUCUUCUCUUCGAAAUGAUGAAGAUAGGGUAGCGGAUUCUAGAGUGAAAAAUGGAAGCCCAAAGAAGAAAUCUAUUCCUCCUUUCUGUGGGCACAGAGUAGACAAGAAGAAGACAAAGGUCGAUUGGACGCCUGAACUGCACAAACAAUUUGUGCAGGCAGUUGAGAAACUGGGGGUCGACCAGGCCAUCCCUUCUCGAAUUCUAGACUUGAUGAAGGUCGAGGGUUUGACAAGACAUAAUGUGGCAAGUCACCUCCAGAAGUAUCGAAUGCAUCGAAGACACAUUGUGCCAAAGGAAGAUGAUUGGAGAUGGCAUCAUUCAACGGAUACCUUGCAGAGAGUUUAUGCACAAAAACCUGUCAUGGCCUUCCCUCCAUACCAUUCUAAUUAUGGUUUGUCUGCCAACCAAAUUUAUCCUGUAUGGGGUCAUCCUCCUAGCAUCCAAAUGCGUGGUGGUCAUCCAGGCUUCCCCUCAUGGCGGCUUCCACAGAGCUGGCCUUGGAAGACUUAUCCUGGGAUGUAUGCUGAUGCAUGGGGAUGCCCUGUGAUGCCCACACCACAAGUUCCAUCAUGCUCCCCCUCUCCACAAUAUCCCCCAGGAUUUCACAGUUCAGACACAGGUCAAGAACUAGGCAAGUUGCAGAGAGUCCUCUUUGAGCUGAAUCCGGCAGAGGAGGAGGUGAUUGACAGGGUGGUGAAAGAGGCAAUAAGCAAACCGUGGCUGCCGCUUCCAUUGGGACUGAAGCCACCCUCCACCGAAAGUGUACUUUCUGAGCUCCACGGGCAAGGCAUCUCCACCAUCCCUCUCAGACCCCACAGCAACCAAAGCCAAAAGGUUUCAUACGUUUCUAUCUUCUCUGAAGAACUUCAGAAGCAGCACAAGAGAGGAAUAUCUCUGCUCUUAUUUAGCAUCUGAUGGUGAUGGUGAUGGUUGGGGCCUACUACUUCUGAGCGCUGGAUUCCUGACGAACUAAUCACUAGA
Molecule: messenger RNA, 1996 nt
Organism: Telopea speciosissima
Lineage: Eukaryota; Viridiplantae; Streptophyta; Magnoliopsida; Proteales; Proteaceae
Product: two-component response regulator-like APRR2
Exons: 14
Coding region: 173-1930 (585 amino acids)
Biological process (GO): positive regulation of DNA-templated transcription; phosphorelay signal transduction system
Cellular component (GO): nucleus
Molecular function (GO): transcription cis-regulatory region binding; DNA-binding transcription factor activity
Source: RefSeq, a predicted model, not a curated record